ACAGCGAACGCACGUUGGAACGAGAGCCACGCGAGACACUGUGCCUUCUCCAUACCUAUGAUACCUCGUCUUGACCCUAAAUUCUGGGCUGCAAGUUCAUAUGGAACGGUACUGGAUCUUUUAUAAAUACAUUGUCGGAUGCACCCAAACAGCAUGGGUCAUCACUCUUUGCGCUGUCGCCCUUGAUCUGCCUUCACCUUCCAUCUUUUUGGCGCAGCUCUCAGUCGUUUGCACGUUUGUCAAAACCAGAAAACAAACAUCCCACCUUUGUUCUUUACAUUUCCGCGUCAAUCUGCGAGAACUUCGUCACACGCGUAUCUAGGACGCGCUUUGAGUUUGAACGAGACUCGCAUCUUUGCCUUACAGCUCGACGCCUUGUUCACAGCUUCAGCCCCUGGAGACCUUCCCAAC
Macroventuria anomochaeta is the source of this 411-nucleotide messenger RNA. RefSeq lists its product as uncharacterized. The transcript has a single exon. The coding region runs from base 101 to 322 and encodes 73 amino acids. NCBI's taxonomy places the organism in Eukaryota, Fungi, Ascomycota, Dothideomycetes, Pleosporales, Didymellaceae. The record is from RefSeq and is a predicted model, not a curated record.